CCGGGUGCGAGAGGCGGCGGCGCGGGGCGGACAGAGUCGAGCGGGCAUUGGAGUCAGCCGGGAGGCAGUGGGUGUUUGAGACACCGAACGGAGAGGCCGGGUCCACGAACGCCGCUGACAAGCGAUGGGGAAGAAACAGAAAAACAAGAGCGAAGACAGUACCAAGGAUGAUAUUGAUUUUGGCGCCUUGGCUGCAGAAAUAGAAGGAGCUGGUGCUGCCAAGGAACAGGAGCCUCAGAAAUCAAAGGGGAAGACGAAAAAGGAGAAAAAGAAGCAAGACUUUGAUGAGAAUGAUAUACUGAGAGAACUGGAAGAAUUGUCUCUGGAAGCCCAAGGCAUCAGAGCUGACAGAGAAGCUGCUCCAGUCAAGCCUACAGAAAACAAUGAAGAAGAAUCUGCCUCAAAACAAGAUAAAAAGAAGAAAGGACAGAAGGGCAAAAAACCAAGUUUUGAUGAUAAUGAUAGUGAAGAAUUGGAAGAUAAAGACUCAAAAUAAAAAAAGACUGCAAAAUCUAAAGUGGAAAUAUUCUCCGGGAGUGAUGAUGAUGAUUCUAAUAAACUUUCUAAAAAAGCUAAAAAAGCUCAGAAAUCAAAUAAAAAAUGGGAUGAAUCAGAAGAGGAUGAAGAUAAUAGUAAAAGAAGUAAAGAGCGUUCUAGAGUAAACUCUUCAGGUGAAAGUGGUGGUGAAUCAGAUGAAUUUUUGCAGUCCAGAAAAGGACAAAAAAAUCAGAAAAACAAGCCACUUCCUAAUGUUGAGAGUGGGAAUGACGAUGAUGACUCCUUCAAAAUUAAGACAGUGGCCCAAAAGAAGGCAGAAAAAAAGAGAGAUGAAGAAAAAAUGAAAUUGCGGAAGUUGAAAGAAAAAGAAGAGCUAGAAAAAGGAAAAAAGGACCAGAGUAAACAGAAAGAACCUCAGAAGAAAUCUGAAGAGGAAGGUUUGAAACUCAAAGAGACUCUUGAUACAGGAGCUGCCUCUGAGGAGAAGAAGAAAAAGAAAACAGAAAAAGAUACAAAAGAGAAAGAGAAAGCUAUCCAAGAAGCUCUGUCUAGGUUUAAAGAGGAGGAGGAGAGACAGAAGAGAGAAGAGGAAGAGCAGAUUAAGCGGCUUGAAGAGCUAGAAGCCAAACGAAAAGAAGAGGAACGAUUAGAACAAGAAAAAAGAGAAAGGAAAAAGCAAAAGGAAAAAGAAAGAAAAGAACGCUUAAAAAAAGAAGGGAAACUGUUAACUAAGUCGCAGAGAGAAGCCAGAGCCAGAGCUGAAGUGACCCUUAAACACCUCCAGGCUCAGGGUGUUGAAGUGCCAUCGAAAGACUCGUUGCCAAAGAAAAGGCCCAUUUAUGAAGAUAAAAAGAAAAAGAAAAUACCACAACAGCCAGAAAAUAAAGAAGUAUCUGAAACCUUGGAAGUAAGUGCUGCUGUGGAAGUUGUGGAGCAAGGAAUGCUAGAAAAAGAAGAGACACCCCCUUCUGUUGAACCAAAGGAAGAAGAAGAAACUGAGGAUGCUGGGUUAGAUGACUGGGAAGCUAUGGCCAGUGAUGAAGAGAGAGAACAAGAAGGAAAUACGAUUCACAUAGAAGUACAAGGAAAACAUGAAGAGGAGGAGGAGGAAGACAAAGAGGAAGAGAGUGAAGAUGAGGAAGAGGAAGGAGAAAGUGAAGGCAGUGAAGGUGAUGAGGAAGAUGAGAAGAUGUCAGAUGAGAAAGACUCAGGGAAGGCAUUAGAUAAAAAGCCAAGCAAAGACGUUAGCUCAGACUCUGAGUAUGACUCUGACGACGACGACGACCGAACUAAAGAAGAGUGGGCUUACGACAAAGCAAAGCGGAGAAUUGAGAAACGACGACUUGAACAUAGUAAAAAUGUAAAUACAGAAAAGUUAAGAGCCCCUAUCAUCUGUAUGCUUGGACAUGUAGACACAUGGAAAACAAAAAUUCUAGACAAGCUCCGUCACACGCAUGUCCAAGAUGGUGAAGCAGGUGGUAUUACACAGCAGAUUGGUGCCACAAAUGUUCCUCUUGAAGCUAUUAAUGAACAAACUAAGAUGAUUAAAAAUUUUGACAGAGAGAGUGUCCGCAUCCCAGGAAUGCUGAUUAUUGAUACUCCUGGACAUGAGUCUUUCAGUAACCUGAGAAACAGAGGAAGCUCUCUUUGUGACAUUGCCAUUUUAGUUGUUGACAUUAUGCAUGGUUUAGAGCUGCAGACAAUUGAAUCUAUCAACCUUCUCAAAUCUAAAAAAUGUCCCUUCAUUGUUGCACUUAAUAAGAUUGACAGGUUGUAUGACUGGAAGAAGAGCCCUGAUUCGGAUGUGGCUGUUACUUUAAAAAAGCAGCAGAAGAAUACGAAGGAUGAAUUUGAGGAGCGUGCAAAGGCCAUUAUUGUAGAGUUUGCACAGCAGGGUUUGAAUGCUGCUUUGUUUUAUGAGAAUAAAGAUCCCCGUACUUUUGUGUCCUUGGUACCUACCUCUGUACAUACUGGUGAUGGCAUGGGAAGUCUCAUCUACCUUCUUGUGGAAUUAACUCAAACCAUGUUGAGCAAGAGGCUUGCACACUGUGAAGAGCUGAGAGCACAAGUCAUGGAGGUUAAAGCUCUCCCAGGAAUGGGCACCACAAUAGAUGUUAUAUUGAUCAAUGGACGUUUGAAGGAAGGGGAUACAAUCAUUGUCCCUGGAGUAGAAGGGCCCAUUGUCACUCAGAUUUGAGGCCUCCUUUUACUUCCUCCUAUGAAGGAAUUACGUGUGAAGAACCAGUAUGGAAAGCAUAAAGAAGUGGAAGCAGCUCAAGGAGUGAAGAUUCUUGGGAAAGACCUUGAGAAAACACUUGCUGGUCUACCUCUCCUAGUGGCUUACAAGGAUGAUGAAGUCCCAGUUCUCAAAGAUGAAUUGAUCCAUGAGUUAAAGCAGACACUAAAUGCUAUCAAAUUAGAAGAAAAAGGAGUUUAUGUCCAGGUGUCUACACUAGGCUCUUUAGAAGCUCUUCUUGAAUUUCUGAAAACAUCAGAGGUGCCAUAUGCAGGAAUUAACAUUGGCCCAGUCCAUAAGAAAGACGUUAUGAAGCCUUCAGUGAUGUUGGAACAUGAUCCGCAGUAUGCAGUGAUUCUGGCCUUUGAUGUAAGAAUCGAACGGGAUGCGCAAGAGAUGGCUGAUAGUUUGGGAGUUAGAAUCUUUAGUGCAGAAAUUAUUUAUCAUUUAUUUGAUGCCUUUACAAAAUACAGACAAGACUACAAGAAACAGAAACAGGAAGAAUUUAAGCACAUAGCAGUAUUUCCCUGCAAGACGAAAAUCCUCCCUCAGUACAUUUUCAAUUCUCGAGAUCCAAUAGUAACAGGGGUCACUGUGGAGGCUGGUCAAGUCAAACGCAAAAAUUUUGUUGACAUUGGGAUAGUAACAAGUAUUGAAAUAAACCACAGGCAGGUGGAUGUUGCAAAAAAAGGACAAGAAGUCUGUGUCAAAAUAGAAAGUAAAAAAUAA
Peromyscus maniculatus bairdii (prairie deer mouse) is the source of this 3463-nucleotide messenger RNA. Lineage: Eukaryota; Metazoa; Chordata; Mammalia; Rodentia; Cricetidae. The record is from RefSeq and is a predicted model, not a curated record.